Messenger RNA from Vicia faba (fava bean), 450 nucleotides. The record is from the annotation of a GenBank genome assembly. Lineage: Eukaryota; Viridiplantae; Streptophyta; Magnoliopsida; Fabales; Fabaceae.
AUGUUUACAACUAACAACUCUUCCUCCAACAUGUCAUUGCCAAAUUUAGAGAUCUCUCAUGAGAUAUCCGUUUUAGACCAAGAUGUGCGGUUAGCUGCGAGUACACCUAAGAAGCGUGCUGGGAGGAAGAAGUUCAAGGAGACUCGCCACCCGGUGUAUAGAGGCGUGAGGAAGAGAAACUUAGAUAAAUGGGUGUGUGAAAUGAGAGAGCCUAACAAGAAAACUAAGAUUUGGCUUGGAACAUUUCCAACCGCUGAGAUGGCUGCCCGAGCACACGAUGUUGCAGCAAUGGCAUUGAGGGGCCGCUACGCCUGUCUCAAUUUUGCAGACUCAACGUGGCGGCUCCCUAAGCCGGCCAGUACUGAAGCAAAAGAUAUUCAAAAGGCGGCUGCAGAAGCCGCCGAGGCUUUCAGACCACUUUGUCAGUCAAUGAUGUUGACGAGACUUUAA